AUGGAGGGAAUUCAGAAUCCUAUACCUCGCACUGUCGAAGAGGUGUUUAGCGACUUUAGGGGUCGAAGAGCUGGUCUCAUCAAGGCUCUCUCUACCGAUGUACAGAAGUUUUACAACCAGUGUGACCCUGAUAAGGAAAACUUGUGUCUUUAUGGACUUCCAAACGAGACAUGGGAGGUUAAUCUCCCUGUCGAGGAGGUCCCUCCUGAGCUUCCUGAGCCAGCGUUAGGUAUCAAUUUCGCAAGGGACGGAAUGCAAGAAAAAGACUGGAUAUCUUUGGUUGCGGUUCACAGUGAUUCAUGGCUUAUCUCUGUUGCAUUUUACUUUGGAGCACGUUUCGGAUUUGGGAAGAAUGAGAGGAAGAGGCUCUUCCAGAUGAUAAAUGAUCUCCCAACCAUUUUCGAGGUUGUAACUGGCAAUCCAAAGCAAUCCAAGGAUCAAUUGGCUAACCACAACAGUAGCAAAAGCAAAUCUAGCGGUGGCAAGCCUCGUCAUUCCGAGUCUCACACUAAGGCUUCAAAGAUGUCUCCACCACCAAGAGAAGAAGAUGACAGCGGAGAUGAUGAGGAAGAUGACGAACAAGGUGCGGUUUGUGGCGCGUGUGGAGACAACUAUGGAGGAGAUGAGUUCUGGAUAUGCUGCGAUGCUUGUGAGAAAUGGUUCCAUGGAAAAUGCGUGAAGAUCACACCCGCAAAGGCUGAGCACAUCAAACACUACAAAUGCCCCAGUUGCAGUACCAACAAGAAAAUCAAAGCUUGA
Molecule: messenger RNA, 759 nt
Organism: Arabis nemorensis
Lineage: Eukaryota; Viridiplantae; Streptophyta; Magnoliopsida; Brassicales; Brassicaceae
Source: the annotation of a GenBank genome assembly